UGUGGAGAACUUGCGGUGAGUUGGUCCUGAAAGAGACGGUGGAGAGGUUGCAAUUGCCACACACAGAUGCUUAUGGAGAGAGAUCUUCAAAACAAGUCAGCUAAUGUUCUAUUCAUGGAAAAUACCUAUUUGUGUCUUAACUGAAGUUAUAAUAUCUUCACUGAUUUAUAAGUGAGAAGUUUUGAGUGAGCGGAAAAAAGUUGACUUUACCAAAUAUGCAUAGUGCGUUUGGGUGUUGCUGUCUCCGCAUCCCAUCCACUUGAGGACGCAUUUCAUUACCAUUAUUGUUCAACGUUAAUUGUUUUGAACAUUUUAAGACUUUUUGAUAUUGAAGGACAAUGUUACCCAGGGUGAUAAAGUGGGCAUGUUAUCUAUUGGGGCUCUUCAAUAUCAGCGCUGCUUCCGUUGAUGAUGAAUGGACAGACUCUGCGGGCGACUCAGGGUCGGGAAUGCUAACAGAGGUGAACCUUCUAGAGGAGCUCUCGCUGCAGGUGUCCAACAGCAGCAAUGCCUCCAUGUCUCUGGAUGUUCUGAGGUGUCCGGUGCUGCAGGUGGGACAGUACUCCACCCUGUCCCUGCCCCUAGCACAACUCUUCACUGACGGGUUUGCAGAUGAGUUCAGCCUGUUGGUGCAGUUGCGAAGCCCACAGCGAGAUGAACGCAGCGUGCUCACCCUGCUCAGCCAUGACAGCCACAUCCUGCUGCAACUACGCAUCAGCGCAUACACACUCACCUUCAUCAGCACGCAACAGCGCCACUACGAGUUCCCGGUCAGUGGUCUGUCUGAUGGCCAGUGGCACCACGUAGCUGUGAGUGUAUCAUCUGUUAGGCUGGCGCUGUAUGUGGACUGUGCCCUGGUGGAGAGUGUGGACUGGGUGUACCAGGGUAUGGGCAUCACAUCUGAAGGCCUACUACUGUUGGGAGGGAUCAUAGAGGGCUUCGAGACACCCUUUGAGGGCCAAUUCCGACAGCUGACGUUCCUGAUGGGCGACACAGACGCCGGCCACCAUCACUGCACUCUUCACCCUGCCCAGUGUGGGGGGGCCGGGUUCAAGUCCCCCCGCUCCCCACGUACCAACCACGCCCUAGAGAAGCUCCUGCUGUCCUCAAAUGACCUGGUGGACCUGCUAGAGAGAUCCAAGGACUCCUCUUUCUUGGAUGUGCAAGUGGGGAAGACUGAUGUGUUUGGGCAGAGUGGGAGUCGGCGUGGGGACGGGACAUGGGGUCCCCGCCAGAAAGGCUCAGUGGGACGAGGGGAUGUCUUUGUGGUGGACGAGGACACAGACCUGGCUGAUCCAAACCUCCAGUGGGGACACCGCAACCCUCAGUGGAAACCCAGCAGUCAGGGCCCCAAAGGCAGCCGUGAGGGCAAGCCUGAGCCCUCCUCCAAACUCUUGGAGGAGAACAUCACCACGGACAAGAAGACAAAAGACUCUGGAGGGAGGGGCGUCGGCCUGUUUCCCGCAAAACCCUUGGAUGACAUCAUUAUUGAUUUGGACCCUGGGUUUUCCCCGAAGAAGCCCUCAGUGGAGUUUCCCCAUGUCGAUAAGACUCAGAUAGAGACCCCCCUGGACCAGGAGCACCCAGACUCUAACCUGCUGAGAGAGGAGGUGGAGUGGCCUCAUACCUCUUCUCAGACUGCCUUCACCCCCACCUCAGAGCCCCCUGCCCCCCCUGUGGAGGCUGUAACUGAGGAGAGGAGACCCACCACACACAUCCCCACCCAGCCAGACCCUGACCGGGCUAUCACUGUGGAACAAGGACCAGAACGCCCACGCACAGUGUCCAUCGUACACAGGGAAAGGGAUCUGGUUCUGGGCUCUGAUGGCCAGAUGUAUAGUCUCCAGAGAGGGCCCCCAGGCCGAAUGGGGCCCCCAGGAAAGGAGGGCUUUCCCGGCCACGCUGGCUUACGUGGGUUUAAAGGUGACAGGGGCCAGCUAGGGCCUGAGGGGCGUGCAGGGCGACAGGGGGAUCCAGGCCCCCCCGGCCCACCUGGUCUGCCGUCCUUCUACCUGUGGAAGAACACUAUUGAGGAGUGGGCUGCUUUUCGGCAAACAUCUUUCUACCAUUUGCUCUAUGCUGGCUGGCCUAGGGAGCAGGGACCCCCAGGACCAGCUGGGGAGAUGGGAAAGACAGGCCCACAGGGGCCAACAGGGGAUCCUGGCCAACGAGGGCCUCCAGGAAUAAUUGGAGAAAUGGGUGAGCCGGGCCAAAAGGGCGUGGUGGGCAGAGCAGGGCUCCAUGGGAAAUAUGGAGAGAAUGGGCUGGACGGUCAGUCUGGGAUGCCGGGUGACCCUGGGCGACAGGGACCCUUCGGGUAUAGGGGAGAAGGCGGUUCCAAAGGAGAAAAAGGGGACGAGGGCCUUAUUGGAGCCAAGGGCCCAAGAGGACAUAUUGGAGAAGUGGGCGAGAAGGGCUCUUUUGGUUUACCAGGCCGUCCCGGUUAUGUUGGUCCACCAGGGCCUCAGGGAGUCAGAGGGUUCACAGGCUCAGAGGGAAACCCUGGACCUGAUGGAGAGGCUGGGUUUGAUGGGCCUUCAGGGCCUCCUGGGACAGUGGGAGCCACUGGUUUCACAGGCCGUGUUGGCGAUCAGGGAGUUAAUGGCUCACAGGGAGAGUUGGGGCCUGUUGGAGUCAUCGGCCCCAGAGGCCCCCAGGGACCCCAGGGGUUAGAUGGCGAGAGUGGGGCUCCAGGACUCAGGGGAAUCCAGGGACAGCCUGGGAUGAGUGGUGCCCUUGGUCCGAAAGGUGAUCUUGGGCCUAUGGGGACAAUGGGUAUCCGGGGUGAGCCAGGGUUCGAGGGGCCCAUGGGGCCACUGGGAACACAAGGUCCAAAGGGUUUCCCUGGAAUUACUGGUAAGAGAGGACCAGACGGGGACAAAGGGGACCCUGGACCAAAGGGGGAGAGAUGUGUUCAGGGUGCUUCGGGCAUCCAAGGGCCUCAGGGAGAGAGUGGUCCUAGUGGCUUCCCUGGCUUUACAGGGCUCAAUGGUCAACCUGGCACUAAAGGCAUUGGGGGGGAGAAUGGAGAAACUGGCCCUCAGGGAAAACUGGGCAGAGAUGGGCUGAAGGGGAAUAGGGGUCCAGAUGGGCGCAACGGCCAGCCUGGACACAGAGGGACCAAGGGUCGCAUCGGACAGAGAGGGCAUGAUGGCCAGCCUGGUUCACUGGGUUUGCCAGGCCCACCUGGGACAGAGGGACCAGAAGGAAAGCCUGGUACACAGGGUCUCUCUGGUUCAGUGGGAAUAACUGGCGAUAAAGGCCUAAAGGGAUUCCAGGGCAUUGCUGGAGAGCCAGGUCCAGAUGGCCGUUCAGGCCCUCUGGGCCCACCUGGACGGACAGGACCAACAGGUAUCCCUGGGCCACUAGGAGAGAGGGGCUUCACUGGGAAGGAAGGUGUGGAGGGAACCCAGGGGCCAGUAGGCUUGUAUGGUUUCCCGGGUAGCAUGGGAAUGCGUGGCACAAAUGGUCACACCGGACAUAGGGGGGAGACUGGUGUAAGAGGCCUGUCUGGUCUUACUGGGAAGCCUGGACCUCCAGGUGUAUCAGGAUCUCAUGGGGAAAGAGGCCCUCCAGGACCUCAGGGUCGGCUAGGGGAUCUGGGACACACAGGGCUAGAGGGCCCACAGGGCCCCUCGGGUCUGCAGGGCUCAGAUGGAGCCACGGGGAAACCGGGACCAAGGGGAAGCAGGGGGCCUCCGGGGCCACAAGGCUCUAACGGACCAGCAGGAAUCCUAGGAAUGACAGGUGCUGGUGGACUAAUUGGACCAGCGGGGGAAAGAGGAGAAAUGGGUAUGCUGGGACCUUCUGGUGAUCUAGGUCCUCCUGGACUGGAUGGCGAACAGGGCACUCCUGGCCAAUCGGGGUUGGAGGGGCAAACAGGAACAAAUGGGGAAAAGGGAGACCUAGGGCCUUGUGGGAAACUUGGUCCUCCAGGGCAGCCUGGAGCUCGAGGUCUACAAGGACUCAAAGGGUUACAAGGCUCUCCUGGACCAAUGGGAAUAGAGGGUGAUGAUGGACCUCUUGGCGUUGCUGGUGGUCCAGGUUCCAAAGGGGAGAAGGUUAACAAACACUGACUUUUCGGCACUCAGUGAUUUACAUAUUUAAGCCAUCAAUAUAAAUGUGCUGUGUGUACAGUAUAUUGCAUAUCUAUUCAUUGAUUAACAUUUGUGCGUUUGACACAAAUUUUUGACAGGGCCAUAUAAGUGUUGGUUGUGGUUACAAACAAGUUGAAAUCUGGUUGAAAUAAAGUAAUUACAAACAGGUUAAAAUCUUGUUGAAAUAAUGAAAUUACAAAUGGGUUGAGAUCUGGUUGAAAUAGUCAUUACAAACAGGUUGAAAUGUGGUUGAAAUAGCAUCAUUACAAAUAGGUUGAAUUGUGGUUGAAAUUACAUCAUGGACCAGAGACUCUGGGUUCGAGCCCAAGCUCUGUCGCAGCUGGCCGCGACCGGGAGGUCCGUGGGG
Molecule: messenger RNA, 4464 nt
Organism: Oncorhynchus tshawytscha (Chinook salmon)
Lineage: Eukaryota; Metazoa; Chordata; Actinopteri; Salmoniformes; Salmonidae
Product: collagen alpha-2(I) chain-like
Exons: 44
Coding region: 339-4076 (1245 amino acids)
Source: RefSeq, a predicted model, not a curated record